CAUGAACUGAUUUUUUUCCCUCCCCUCGGAACUCUGGUUUCUACAGAUGAAGGUCGAGAUUGACUCCUUCUCCGGCUACCGUAUCUACCCCAGCAAGGGCAAGCUGUUCGUCCGCAGUGACAGCAAAGUCUUCCGAUUCGCCACUUCAAAAAAUGCCUCCCUGUUCCUUCAACGCAAAAACCCUCGUAAGAUCGCCUGGACACAGGUGUUCCGCCGGAUGCACAAGAAGGGUAUUACGGAGGAGGUCGCCAAGAAGCGCUCGCGACGCACUGUGAAGCACCAACGUGGCAUCGUCGGUGCAGACCUCGCAGCUAUUGCGGCAAAGCGUAACCAAACUGCGGAUGUUCGCACACAACAACGAUUGGCUGCUAUUACGAAGGCUAAGAGCGAGAAGAAGGAAAAGGAGUCCAAGAAGCCCAGGAUUUCGCGUCCUGCUGUUGCGACUGGUCCCAAGGUAUCGAAGCAGCAGAUGAAGGGUGGAAAGGGUGGACGAUGAGCAGUUUGAUGUUACCUACCUUGUCGUUAUUCAUGGUUCCUUUACCUCAUGCAAUCUAUGCGACUAUGAGCCUUCCCACAGUUGCGCCGUUAGGCUGAUCGAUUAUAUCGAUUAUAAUGUUCGGUACUUUUUUUUCCUGGACGCCACAGAAUUCAGCUGCUCUAGUGAGCCUCACGCAAUCCAUCAGACAAUGU
Messenger RNA from Guyanagaster necrorhizus, 690 nucleotides. RefSeq lists its product as uncharacterized. The coding region runs from base 47 to 496 and encodes 149 amino acids. Gene Ontology annotation, molecular function: mRNA binding; structural constituent of ribosome. NCBI's taxonomy places the organism in Eukaryota, Fungi, Basidiomycota, Agaricomycetes, Agaricales, Physalacriaceae. Gene Ontology annotation, biological process: cytoplasmic translation. The record is from RefSeq and is a predicted model, not a curated record. Gene Ontology annotation, cellular component: cytosolic large ribosomal subunit. The transcript has 4 exons.